AAAAAAAAAAGCAAAAAACAAAAGAAACCUCUCGGCACUGUCUAUCCUGACCGAUCACUUACAGCACUCCAGAUCAUUGGACUGAUUCCCAACUUCUUUUCGAGCAUCUGGCUUUCUCCAUGGCUGCAGGAAGAUCCUUCUCCAAAGAUCAGUUUACGUGUUCAAUAUGCUUAGGUUUGUUCAUCAAUCCAGUCACCACUCCAUGCGGACACAAUUUCUGUCUGCAGUGUAUCCAGGGGUACUGGGAUCACAGUGAUAAUUGUACAUGCCCUCUGUGUAGGAAAAUGUUUUUAAGAAGGCCUGUUCUCAGCAUUAACCGAAUGGUUGCUGAACUCACUCAGGACUUCAGAGCGUUGACAGUCGAUGCUCCUCAAUCAUGCCCCGCUAGGCCUGAAGAUGUUCCUUGUGAUGCCUGCACUGGGGAAAAGCUGCAAGCUGUAAAAUCCUGCUUGGUGUGCCUGGUGUCUUUUUGUGAAGCACACAUCAAACCUCACUAUGAAGGAGCAGCAUUCAGAAGGCACAGACUGGUGGAUCCUGUCUGCAGUCUGGAGGAAAGACUGUGCACACAACAUCACAGCCUUCUAGAGCUAUACUGCAGGACUGACCUGACCUGUAUCUGUGUGUUAUGUCUGGAGGCAGAACAUAGACAUCAUAACACAGUCCCCAUACAAAGAGAAUGGGCAGAGAAAAAGAAGAACCUCCAAAACAUGCAGAGCGAAAUAGAAAAAGAAAUCCAAGAGAAACAAAAAGAGCUGGCUGAACUGAAACAAGUUGGGAAGUCAUGCAACAACUCUGUAGAGAAAGAAAUGAUGAAAAGCGAAAGGAUUUUCAAAGAGCUGAUCCACUCCGUUGAGAGAAGCUGGACCCAGCUGGUUGAAGAGAUCACUGAAAAAAACAGAGCUGCUGGAAAGCAGACAGAAAAACUCACAGAAGAACUGGAGAUGCAAAUCACUGGGUUGAAGGAGAGGAGCUCCAGGAUGAAGCAGCUUUCAGAGUCAGAGGAUCACAUCCUUUUUCUCCAGAAUUUCCAGUCUCUCUGUCCUCCUCCCAAAGCCGCAGCCUUACCCAGAGUCACUGUUAAUCCUGACAUCAAUAUAGCGGCUGUAAGGAAAGCUGUAUCUGAACUUAAAUACUGCCUCAUGGAUAGCUUUGACAGAGAACUAGUGAAACUAUCCAAAACAGAACUGGAGAACAUUCAGAGAUAUGCCGUUGAUUUAACUCUGGACAUGGACACAGCAAACGAUGGACUUAUCCUUUCUGAAGAUGGGAAACGAGUGGUGGGUAAAGAUAAAAAACAAUUAUUAGAAAAACGUAAUCUACCAUGUCUCCCUUACAAGCCAAAUCGAUUUGAUAAUUUACUCUGUGUUCAAAGCUAUGAAGGCUUCACCUCUGGUAGACACUACUGGGAGGUGGAAGUGGGAAAGAAAACUAACUGGGCUCUAGGAGUUCAUAGAGAGUCUGUUGAUAGGAAAGGGGGAAUUGAAUCAAGCACGACGACUGGUUUUUGGGAGCUGUGGCUAGUCAAUGAAAUGACAUUUUUAGCUGUCACUGAUCCACCAACUCACCUCUCCCUAAGUCUGAGGUCCAAGAAGGUUGGAGUGUAUCUGGAUUAUGAGGAAGGACUUGUCUCCUUUUACAAUGUAGAGACUGGCUCUCAUAUCUACACUUUCUCUGACAAAUUCACUGAGAAAAUCUACCCAUUCUUUUGUCCCGGUUAUAAAGAGGGUCAUAAAAAUGAAGACCCAUUAAUAAUCUGCCAUCCUGCUGCUACACUAUCAAACAGACUGUUGCUGAAUAAAUAGAAAAAAUUGCUUUAUCUGUGUAUAUGGACAAUAGCAUACCUUACUGGACGUGUUAUAUAGAGGAUACUUCAUAAACAUACUGGAGUUUUUCCAUGGAUGAGGAAAGUUGAAUAAGCCAUGAGCCCCAACUGAGCUGAAGAUGGUCAUCUUCAUGAGUAAAGGAAACCCAGCACUCUCUAUACAUUACUAGAGUAUUCUGUCCAUCCUUCUUUUCAUCAUAUUCUGCAUCUGCUAAAACUCAACACUUUCUCUAUAAAGAAAAAUCACUGAGAGGCAAGUUGAAUUGAUAUAACCAACACUCCGGCAUGCUUGGAAUUCUGGAGUAUCUUGUUUAAACAUUAAUUGCUGAGAGAAGAGUCAGACACUGUAGGGUUUAUCAAUGUGAAGACAUUGUGAAGGAUGUGAUCAUUCCAGCUGAAAAUGGAAGAAUGGGUUUAGUUCACUAGGAGUACAGAAUACUUGAAAAUUACAAUUAUGGGUUGGUAAAAUGAAUUGCAGGCUAUUGUUGUAUUGCAAUUAUUGUUCCUAGAAUUCUAUGGAUUACAAAUUCAGUUUCAUGCCACAUGUUGUGUGCACCUGGAGAUAUGAAUUGCUAGGAAUUAGUCCGAUUUCAAAUUUGCUUAUACACUAAUCAGUUUUAUUGAUCUUGAUCAUCAACUGCUUAAGGGACCUGAGGCAUUAUAUUCU
Polyodon spathula (Mississippi paddlefish) is the source of this 2489-nucleotide messenger RNA. RefSeq names its product E3 ubiquitin-protein ligase TRIM39-like. Gene Ontology annotation, molecular function: zinc ion binding; protein binding. Bases 120 to 1802 code for a protein of 560 amino acids. The transcript has 7 exons. The record is from RefSeq and is a predicted model, not a curated record. NCBI's taxonomy places the organism in Eukaryota, Metazoa, Chordata, Actinopteri, Acipenseriformes, Polyodontidae.